This is a messenger RNA of Oryza sativa Japonica Group (Japanese rice), 1229 nucleotides long. RefSeq names its product soluble inorganic pyrophosphatase 1. Gene Ontology annotation, molecular function: inorganic diphosphate phosphatase activity; magnesium ion binding. The record is from RefSeq and is a predicted model, not a curated record. Gene Ontology annotation, cellular component: cytoplasm; cytosol. NCBI's taxonomy places the organism in Eukaryota, Viridiplantae, Streptophyta, Magnoliopsida, Poales, Poaceae. Gene Ontology annotation, biological process: phosphate-containing compound metabolic process.
AGGCUGGGGGGGUGCAUGCAGAUGCAGGUGUCGUCUUGUCUGAUGAGCGGCCGCUGUUCCCGCCACUUCUCCGGGAUCUCCAACCCCAGCCUCUCAUGGCGCCAACACCCUCCCUCCCUCUCUCUAUUUAAGCAAGCACAUUCUCCUCUUCUUCUUCCCGUGUUCUUGUUCUUCUCUGGUGAUCAUCAUCAUCAUCAAGUCCUAUUAAACAUCUGGAGAAUGGCUGAAGAAAAGAAGACCCCAUGCCUGAAUGAGCGGAUCCUGUCGUCGCUCUCGAAGCGAUCCGUGGCUGCGCAUUCCUGGCAUGAUCUUGAGAUUGGACCUGGAGCUCCUCAGGUUUUCAAUGUUGUUGUUGAGAUCACAAAGGGGAGCAAAGUGAAGUAUGAGCUUGACAAGAAGACUGGAAUGAUCAAGGUUGACAGGGUGCUAUACUCAUCGGUGGUGUACCCGCACAACUACGGUUUCAUACCGCGAACGCUGUGCGAAGAUGGGGAUCCAAUGGAUGUGCUGGUCCUGAUGCAGGAACCAGUGAUUCCUGGCUGCUACCUUAGAGCCAAGGCCAUUGGCCUCAUGCCUAUGAUUGAUCAGGGUGAGAAAGAUGAUAAGAUCAUCGCGGUUUGCGUUGAUGAUCCCGAGUUCCGCCACUUCAAUGAUCUCAAGGAGCUCUCUCCUCACCGACUUGCUGAAAUCCGCCGCUUCUUUGAAGACUACAAGAAGAAUGAAAACAAAGAGGUCGCCGUAAACGAUUUCCUGCCACCGGCAACUGCUCAGGAGGCCAUCAAGUACUCCAUGGAUCUUUAUGCUGAAUAUAUCCUGCACAGCCUGAGGCGCUAAUUAAUUAUCAUCGUCAGAUGGAGCAAUCAGACCCUGAUCUCAUGAAGAAAAUAACAAUAAAAGUCUCUUGGGUGAUGCUCUUUUUGAGCAGCCAUUUUUGCAUUAUAUUUGAAACAAGGGAUAAUAUUAUGUUUCUGCAUUUGUGCAGAAUAUAUGCAAAUCAAUAAUGUUACUGUUAUUGCUUGCACGCAAAUAUGUUGGUCCAACUAGCUUCAGGCCGAAUCAUCGAUGCAUGACCGGUGAUAAAUGGUGUAAUUUUGGACUACAGGUGAUAAAUAUUGUAUGAUGCCCUGUGUAAUAUAUGUGAUUGUAUUUGGUUUCUAAUUGGCGACUGCUAAUUGUAUGACGUCAAUUUUCCAGAAUGGAAUAGUAGUAUACCUGUUGGUUUCUAUGAA